Messenger RNA from Colletotrichum karsti, 693 nucleotides. RefSeq lists its product as uncharacterized. Lineage: Eukaryota; Fungi; Ascomycota; Sordariomycetes; Glomerellales; Glomerellaceae. The record is from RefSeq and is a predicted model, not a curated record. The transcript is spliced from 3 exons. Bases 1 to 693 code for a protein of 230 amino acids.
AUGCACCCUUUUUCCAGCAAACACCUCACCUACACCGUCACCACGACCGCUGCGAACACUGCGACCGCAAUCGCGACGACCUUGAACAGCUUCGAAAUCCUAACCCUCACCUUGGGUGUCGUCCAGCCGCCCGGAAGUGUUGGUCUGCAUGUUGUCCACCCUCUCGCCGAUGUGGGAAAUACCAGCGCGGCCAUGCUUUGCCUUUCGCCCAUGCUCGCUCAUCUGGCUCCUUGGUCUCCAGGUUGCCGCCACCCAGAUUUGCACGUCACUCGUGCUCGCGUCGUGGCCGUCACCAAUGCUGCCACCGAGGUCCCUUCUGCCGAGAUCGAUACCGACGCCAACACCGCGAUCGCUACCAUCAACGAGUUGACGCGAUUAUCCAUGCUAUCGCCGAUUCUACCCUCUCCGUCACCGUUCAUCGAUAUCCACGACUUUCCAUUCUCCGCAUCCACCCGAAAGACUCCCCAAGCCAGUGGUGCUGCCUGCUCUCUGGGCCCAACCCAGGAACAACACCCAUCAUCUCUGGACCCUCAAGAGCCAACGUCAUCGAUGCCCUCACCCCUCCUAUCCAACAACCACAAAUCUGACGGCAACCACGAGUACACCCCGUUCUCUACAGUCUUGGACGAGCGCGAUAGCGACAAGAACGACCAUCGCUCGGAUCUCCAGGCACCAACAUAUCAACUCCGUUGA